Strongyloides ratti is the source of this 993-nucleotide messenger RNA. RefSeq names its product F-box domain-containing protein. The transcript is spliced from 2 exons. Lineage: Eukaryota; Metazoa; Nematoda; Chromadorea; Rhabditida; Strongyloididae. The record is from RefSeq and is a predicted model, not a curated record. Gene Ontology annotation, molecular function: protein binding. The coding region runs from base 1 to 993 and encodes 330 amino acids.
AUGGAGGAAAUAAAAUAUUUACCAGAUUUGCCGAAGGAAGUUUUAUUAAAUAUAUUUAGUUAUAUUGACUGGAGAUCUAUCAAUAAUUUAAUGAUAACAUCAAAAGAGUUAUAUUUUUUUAUCAAAAGAAAUUUUUAUAAAUUUGAAAAAAUUGUAAAAUUGUAUAGUCUUUGUAUUGAAGAAGUUUUAGAAAAAAAUAGUGAAAAGACUAUUCAAAUAACUUAUAUAAAUGUUAAACGUCAAACAGCAGUAAAUUCUUUUAAAAUAAUUUCAUUGAAACCAUCAGAAUUAAAUGUUUUUGAAAGUUUUUUACAAAGAGUUGAUUUUUCUGUUUUAAAAAAUUUGUUUAUUUUUCUUAAUAAUCAGACAAAUUUUAUUGAUGUUCUUAAUCGUUACAUCACCUGUGAAUCUGUUUUUAUAUGUAUUAAAAUUUUUUUAUGUGAUCAUGAAGGAAAUAUUCAUAUUCCAUUUACUUUGUUGUCAAAAUUUACAAGAGUUAAGAAUCUGAGUAUAUCAUUAGAUUAUCCCUUAAAAAUUGCACCUCCACCUAGUUUAUUUCCGAUUUCAAAUUCAUUAAGACAUAUUAAGAUUGAUGAAGGAAAUGGUGUUGAAAUUAUUGAUUUUCAUACAAUUCAAAGGCUUGUUGAAUCCAAUCCAGAAAUUUAUGAUAUUAAAAUUAACUCAACAUUAAAGGAUAAGUAUAGAGAUAUUGCUAAAGGAAUUAGAUGUGGUCAAAUAAAAAGAAGAGUUAAAUUUUGUACUCAUACAAUUAUUUAUGCUAAAUUUAUUGUCAAUGAAGAGGAUGACUGUUUCUUAUCAUUGAAAAAUUAUUUACAAUAUGUUGAUCAUGAAAAUGUUAAUGAUUUUUCUUAUUAUGAUGACGACGGUAAAAAAAUUGAUUAUGAAUGUUUGGUAUUUUAUACUGGUGAUUUAAUAUGUCAAAAAUGUGGAGAAAAGGAUACACUUUGUGUUAUGUUAUUACGUGAAUUUUAG